UAUUUAUCGCGGUUUUAUUCUGUACCAUUCGCUCGCCUCUCGCAGUUCACGUUCAAGUUUCGAAGAAGACUGGACUCGACGAUCGAACCGUAAUCAUGCGUAUACUAAUUGGAAGUUUGGUAGUGGCCUUUGCCUCAAUCGCAAUGACGCAGGCAGACGAUGCUAAACUCGAGAAUGAGCUCGAAGCACUUAAUGCCGUUUCCCAGAGUUCGAAUCAAUUUUCCUCCUCGUUCUUCAAGACUGUGGUGGACGAGAACCCAGGCAAUCUGAUAUCAUCUCCUUUGAGCGCAGCCGUUGUUCUUGCUAUGACUGGCUACGGUGCUGGCGGAGAGACAGCAAACCAGUUUAAGAAAGUGCUUCAUCUUCCAUCCCCGGAUAGUCUUGGCCAUACUGGUUAUCAGAAACUUAUCGAUACACUCAACAAUGUUAAAAAGAACAAACUUCUGAUCGCAAACAAAGUGUUUACAACUGACAAAUUUCCCCCGAAGCCAACUUAUACACAGUUGACGCAGACCUACUUCCGUUCCGCAACGCAAAUGCUAGAUUUUGCGAAAAAUGUAGAAGCUGCGCAAAUAAUUAAUGCAUGGGUCGAACAGAAUACGAACAAUCUUAUUAAAGAUUUGAUUCAAGCAGGCGAUUUAAGUAGUGAUACGGCGAUGGUACUUGUUAACGCGAUAUACUUCAAGGGUAAAUGGCAACAUAAAUUCGAUGCCCAAUUUACCGAAGACAGGCCGUUCCAUAUUACUAAGGACACGACUAAGAACGUUCCUACGAUGUUCCGUCGAGGUGACUACAGAUACGGAGUGCUUUCCGACAUGAACGCUAAAUUCGUUGAGAUUCCGUACAAGGGUCAAGAGCUGAGCAUGGUCAUCAUACUUCCGGACGAAAUCGACGGUUUGCCCCAGCUCGAGGCGAAAUUGCAGAAUACGAGCUUGACCAGCAUCUUGCAGCAUGGACACGUGCGCGAAGUGGAACUAUUCUUACCAAAGUUCAAGGCGGAAAGCGAAAUACAACUUAACAGCGUGCUUCAGAAGAUGGGUUUGGUCGAUGCUUUUAGCGGCAAAGCCAACUUCAGUGGAAUCUCUGACGCACCGCUGCAGAUCAGUAAGGUCGUGCAAAAGGCGUUCAUCGAAGUUAACGAAGAAGGCAGUGAGGCCGCGGCUGCCACUGGUAUCGAACUGGAAUUCCAUUCUCUCAAACCGAGUCUAAGCUUCCAUGCUGACAGACCCUUCUACUUCGCGAUAUAUGAACAGGAUAAGCAAUUACCACUUUUCAACGGCUUGAUAGUGAAACUCGGAUGAUUUCCUUAGUGUCUAUCUUUGUUAAUACACGUUAUAUUAUGUUCUGUCUUGAAACCUUUCAAAUAACUUCCUUGUCAAAUUAAUGUUACGCAGCAUGUUAUUAAAGCUUUAAAUAAUGCGACAUUGAUAUGUUGUAAGUGUUCAAUAUCAUGCAACAUUUCAUUGUACUGUGCAUUUUAUUCUUGUUGCUCGUUUAUCGUGUUUAACGUUCCAGAGUUCGUCCAGCUCGGAAUAAAUAAAUGAUUCCUCUUUAACAAUC
Molecule: messenger RNA, 1560 nt
Organism: Ceratina calcarata
Lineage: Eukaryota; Metazoa; Arthropoda; Insecta; Hymenoptera; Apidae
Product: antitrypsin
Exons: 8
Coding region: 96-1301 (401 amino acids)
Molecular function (GO): serine-type endopeptidase inhibitor activity
Source: RefSeq, a predicted model, not a curated record